Messenger RNA from Colletotrichum graminicola M1.001, 696 nucleotides. RefSeq names its product preprotein translocase subunit Sec66. The transcript is spliced from 3 exons. Gene Ontology annotation, biological process: post-translational protein targeting to membrane, translocation. The coding region runs from base 1 to 696 and encodes 231 amino acids. Gene Ontology annotation, cellular component: Sec62/Sec63 complex. Lineage: Eukaryota; Fungi; Ascomycota; Sordariomycetes; Glomerellales; Glomerellaceae. The record is from RefSeq and is a predicted model, not a curated record.
AUGUUUAACGUUGACUGGAUGAGCCUUGUGCUCCCAUUCGCCUACCUGACUGUUCUCGGUGGCGUUUUCAUGACCUUUUCCACCAUCUACAGAAAGCGCAAAGCCACUCAAAGCGCCAAUCUCGCCCCUUGGUUCGGUCCUCAUCUCCAGCGCAACAUCUACCUUUCCCUGCUGCACCUCGAAUCCCCCGAAGAGGGCCAAGAGAAAGCCCCCAAGAUCCCUUCCACUGUCAUCAAGGCUGCUCUCCUCCGCCGCGCCGUCGAGGACAUCCACCGCAUCGUUCAGAUCCGAUCCGCCAAGCAGGCGUGCAGCACGUUACUGCAGCGGGGAAGCGUCGGCGAUGACCUGUGGCAGCGCUUCCAGCGUGCCGAGAAGGAGAUGGAGGACGAGCUGCGCGACGUCGUGAUGGAGGCCAAUGCCCUCGCGCCCAACUGGGGUCAGUCCAUCUUCCAAUCCGCCAACGAGAUCGCCGCCAACACCAUUGCGCGCAACCGCCUUGAAGAGGUUGCGAAUACCGUCGAGCAGGAGAAGGCAUGGUGGGAGAAGCGCAGGGCAACGAUCCAGACCGAAUUCAUGAAGGAGCUCGACGAUUCCGAGAAGAACUCGACCGCCCCGCCUAGUGUCGACGGCGACGCCGUUCUCGUCGAUUCCAACACCACCAGCACGCCCUCCAAGAAGAAGAAGGGCAAGAAAUAG